GGGUUUUUAGGGUCCAAGGGGUUUUCAUUGUCGCUUGUGAGCUUGGGAGCUGGACUUGGAAUGCAGAGACGAUGGGUGGCGAGGUGAUCAAGCUGCGGGGCGCUCAGCAGUUCCGCCAACGCUUACUGCUAGCGACGCUGGCCGGCGCUACGCUACGAAUUGAUGAUAUUCGAGCAGAGGAUUCUCGCCCUGGGCUGCGUGACUACGAGGCGUCGUUCCUGCGUUUGCUAGAGAAGGUGAGCAAUGGUUGCUCGGUAGAGAUUAAUGAAACUGGAACUAAGAUUCGGUAUAAACCCGGGGUUUUAAUUGGUGGCCGCGACCUGGUGCACGACUGUGGGACUGGAAGGUCAAUUGGGUAUUUUUUGGAGUCGCUGCUUGUGUUGGGAUUGUUUGGGAAGAAGAGCCUGACGAUAACCUUGAAGGGGAUUACAAAUGGUGGUAAGGAUCCCUGCAUGGAUACGUUUCGCACUACAACGUUGCCUAUAUUGAAGCACUUCGGAGUGCCGAUGGAAAGUCUGGAGCUGAAAAUUGUGCGCAGGGGCGCGCCACCUCUUGGUGGCGGGGAGGUGCGUCUGAAAGUGCCCAUGGUACCCACUUCUCUCACAGCGGUGACUUGGAUGGAUGAGGGAAUGGUGAAGCGCGUGAGGGGUGUGGCUUAUUCUUCUAGGGUUUCACCUCAGAUGUCUAACCGGAUGGUGGACUCCGCGCGUGGCGUUUUGAACCCCUUCCUGCCUGAUGUUUACAUCUUUUCUGACCACGUGAAGGGCGAUGAGGCUGGUAAAUCGCCUGGAUAUGGCAUAUCUAUGGUUGCUGAAACCACAACUGGUUGUCUUUUGAGUGCUGAAGGGGCAGCGCUCACCCAGUCGCACGACGAAGAUGAGGACACGGAGAAGCAGGAGAAGGCUAUGCUGCCCGAGGAUAUUGGGUCUCGUGCCGCCAUGCUCCUGCUGGAAGAAAUCAGGGAGGGUGGUGUAGUUGACUCCACACACCAGAGUCUUCUGUUCCUUCUUUGUGCUCUGUGUCCGGAGGAUGUGUCUAAGAUUCGAGUUGGCAAGCUUUCUCCACACGCAAUUCUGACCCUAAGGCAUAUAAAGUUGAUUUUGGGCGUUCAAUUCAAUAUCAAGCCCGAUCCCACCACUGGUACCAUUAUAUUGACUUGCGUCGGAAGUGGCUACAAGAACAUCUUUCGAAAGACUUCGUAGUGUGUGUGGAGUUUAUCAGAAAGUAGGUGUAGAAUCUUUACAUUCUUUUGGAGGUCUUGUGAGUUUAAUUCUAGUUGUCUGGUGAACGGGGGGUUUGUGGUGUGGGAUUUUGUGAGGUUGCCACAGCAGUGUAGUGAGGUGGGGGUUUGGAAGCGAAUGGUCCGAGACAACGUGGAAACACAGGGGAGUUAGGUGGAAGACAGUGACAUGUGUGAGGCUGUCAUUGACGACGACCUGCUGCUGUCACUAAAACGUUGCUAUAGUUUUGGUUUUAGGGAAUGGUCCGUUGUUAUUUUUCCCUGUCGGACAUAGGUUUUAUCUGCAGUAAGAGGAAGGUAUAGAGGUAUGAAGGAGACUAGCGAAGUAAAGAAGUAUCAGGAUGCUCAACUAUAUAGGUAGUACUUGUACUUAGGAAUAUUUUGUUUCUCAUCAUGUUUUCUUUUUGAUUUCUUUCUCACACAAAUGACAAGGAAGCAGUUUUGGAUGGAAGAGUCCAAAAUCUGUGAACCUUUCUGGUGGUAUGCUGGAGGAGUCCUCGCAACGCAAAAUCACUUCAGAGUUUUUGCAUUUA
Molecule: messenger RNA, 1773 nt
Organism: Physcomitrium patens
Lineage: Eukaryota; Viridiplantae; Streptophyta; Bryopsida; Funariales; Funariaceae
Product: putative RNA 3'-terminal phosphate cyclase-like protein
Biological process (GO): endonucleolytic cleavage of tricistronic rRNA transcript (SSU-rRNA, 5.8S rRNA, LSU-rRNA); ribosome biogenesis
Cellular component (GO): nucleolus
Molecular function (GO): RNA endonuclease activity
Source: RefSeq, a predicted model, not a curated record